UGUGAACAGCCAACAGACCCGGGAGCGCCAGGCAGGGGACAGAGGGCUUGAUCCUACCAGCCCCGGAGAGUCGCUGGAGGGCGUGUUAGGGAGAUGACCGUGUGCAGAGGUACCAUGUACUCUUUUUCCAAAGUGCAGACAUGACAUUUCCGGUUGGUCUUGAAUGUCUGCCUCUGCCAAGCCGCCUCAUCUCGUCCACGGGCGAAUUACCUUCCAACCAACAGCCCGUGUGCCCACGCAGGCCACCGUCAGAGAGCACUGUAAUUGCCAUCGGGACAAUUUCCUCUCACAUGCUCUGGGCUAGAGGCUUCCAGUCGGUGCAAGAGGGAAGACAGGAGGGUGACGGUGGCCCUGCUGGGUCCCCGGUGCACACGGGAGUUGGCGCCCAGCCAGGCUCCAGAGCAGCCCGGGCUGGCGAGGGACCUGGCCGGCAGAUGGGACUCGAGGUGCUCUGCAUGCCUCCCGCCAGCGCCUGAGGAGCGCGGUCCCCGGGGCACAGGCAGCCACCCGGCUGGCCUAGCAGGUGGCGGGCCAUGGCCAGCACGGCGGUGCAGCUGCUGGGCUUCCUGCUCAGCUUCCUGGGCAUGGUGGGCACGCUCAUCACCACCAUCCUGCCGCACUGGCGGCGCACGGCGCACGUGGGCACCAACAUCCUGACGGCCGUGUCCUACCUGAAGGGACUGUGGAUGGAGUGCGUGUGGCACAGCACGGGCAUCUACCAGUGCCAGAUCUACCGCUCCCUGCUGGCGCUGCCGCGCGACCUGCAGGCGGCGCGCGCGCUCAUGGUCAUCUCCUGCCUGCUGUCGGGCGCCGCGUGCGCCGCGGCCGUCGUGGGCAUGAAGUGCACGCGCUGCGCCAAGGGCACGGCCGCCAAGGCCACGUUCGCCGCGCUGGGCGGCGCGCUCUUCAUCCUGGCCGGCCUCCUCUGCAUGGUGGCCGUCUCCUGGACCACCAACGACGUGGUGCAGAACUUCUACAACCCGCUGCUGCCCAGCGGCAUGAAGUUCGAGCUCGGCCAGGCCCUGUACCUCGGCUUCAUCUCCUCGUCGCUGUCGCUCAUCGGCGGCACCUUGCUCUGCCUGUCGUGCCAGGACGAGGCGCCCUACCGGCCCUACCCGGCGGCCCAGCGCAGGGCCGCCACCACCACCGCCACCGCCGCCGCCGCCGCGCCCGAGUACCGGCCGCCAGCCGCCUACAAGGACAACCGGGCCCCCUCGGCGACCUCGGCCUCCUAUAGCGGGUACCGGCUGAACGACUACGUGUGAGUCCCGGCCCGGCCUCCCCGGGGCGCUGUCAGGCCAGGGCGCUGCGCCCCUGCGGGACUGUGGGCCCCAGCAGCGGUUCCAGCACAAAGUUGACUUCUGGGCUAUUUUUGUAUCCAAGGAAACGAUGUGAACAGUCAAGAAAUGUUCUUGGAAGCCAGGGAAGGAGGAGGGAAAUAGGAAAGGGAGAAAGCUCCAUAUACCAAAGACUUUUUAAAAAAUCCUUUCUGUUUUUGUAUUUAUUAUAUGUAUUUAUGUGGGUGAUUUGAUAACAGCUUAAUAAAAAGUGACUUGGGAGUUUGGUUGGUGGGGUUUGUGAUACAGGAAUAAACCUUUUGGAUGUGGUUGUUUAUGAAA
This is a messenger RNA of Microcebus murinus (gray mouse lemur), 1619 nucleotides long. It is a transcript of the gene CLDN14, whose product is annotated as claudin 14. NCBI's taxonomy places the organism in Eukaryota, Metazoa, Chordata, Mammalia, Primates, Cheirogaleidae. Gene Ontology annotation, cellular component: bicellular tight junction; membrane. Gene Ontology annotation, molecular function: structural molecule activity. The record is from RefSeq and is a predicted model, not a curated record.